AAGGAAUUUGCGAUUCGAUCUAGGUAAUCGCAAUGACCUAGAUGCCAAUUUAUCUAUGUUACGUACUGAUCAUAGAACCUGGACUGGAUUGAUCUUCCGUCCUUGAGAAAAUAUUCCUGCUGUUCUAAAUUUAAGCGAUUAAAGAUGGAAAAAGUAAGUGAAAGAUCGUACAACUUUCCUCGGCCAUUUUCUCGUUUGUGUCUAUUUCAAACGAUUCGAGUUCUUUUUUUUCUUACGGAUCGUUAAUUAGCGAAUUAGCGUUAACGCGCGUCGAGAUGAUAGAAGCGUGGGAGAAUAACGAGAUCAAACGAUUAGCCAACGGGUUGAUAAAGAGUCCUCCGUUAAAGCCAAAUGAUUCAGAAACUAGAUGGUCGAGGUGGGCGAAACGUUUUCGCCCGAGUGAACAUAGCAUAACCGUUUUGAAUUUGGCUCGUUGAAGGAAAGAAGGAAGGGCGAAGAAGAAGAAGAAGAGGAGGAGGAGGAGGAGGAGAGGUUACGUUCGAUCUGGCAGUAUCGAGUCGACAGUCUAAUCGUACGCGAACUGACUAGGUUUCUAGUUCUUCUUUCUCACCGUUCACUCACCGAGGUCAAGGUUCAAUAGAGGCGAAAAGUAUACGGUCGAUGAACGCGUAAAUAGUUUGGAUAGUUUGUACCUGUUCGACUAUACGGCAUCUUUCUCUUUCUCUGUAUCUCUCUCUCUCUCUCUAUCCCGUCUCGCACCCUCCCCUCCUCAUUCCAUCUCUUACGUUGCAUAGAUCAAAACUUAAGUUCAAAGUAAACCGAAAUAGUUGGAAAAACCGUAGGGAAGGCGGAGUUCUAAAUAAGUAAACUAUCGCCAAUAGGGAAAUUUCUCUCCGAGCAUAAAAUAUGAGGGAUGAUUAUUCCAAGAUCUUUGCAUAGUACGAUAUCGAUAAAGAAUGAGGGAGUCAACGGGGAUUAACGGUGCGCGAUGGCUCGCGCAUCAAACACGUUCUAUUAUGUAUAUACAUUACACACACGGGACGAAUGAAAUAAUUUGGUAAAGGCAUCGUCGUGUGUCAAACUGCACUAUCGAAAGGAAAAUUCUAAAAAAUAAAAAAAGAAAAGAAAAAAGAAAGAAAACAACACCAACAACAACAAACGAGAACAACGAGUUCAAGUAUCGUCAUCGUCAUUGCUUUUGCGUUGCUUUCUACCAAGUUUACAUGUCAUCGAUUAUCUAACCGAUCUAGCCGACGAGGAAAAAAUUUUGAUCAGCAUCAAUCAUGAAUCUUAUGUUCCGCAAGAACUUCGGCGUGGAGAAGGGUGCCGGUGGUGGUUUAACGGGAGCCGGAGGUGGUGUAGGAGGAGGAUUGGGCGAGAGUAAACUCGGCGGGACGUACGGAGGAAGCGUUGGUGGAGGAGGAGGAGGAGUUUAUGGUGGAACGUGCUUGGGUCUUGGGAAUCGUUACGGUAUAACAAGAGUUCCUGGUCAAUCUGUGGUACCAGGACGUGGACCGAUAAGACGUAGCAGGGAAUUUGGCUAUUUUCCGUCGAUGGGCGAUCACGAGCAUCAGAGUUUCGGAUAUCGAACUCAUCUCUUCCUAUCGCCGCCCACAGGUGGACCGCUCGGUGCACCACCCGAUUCCGAUGCCGGCGAACGACUGGGGCCGUCGCCCCGCCGUAACUCUGGGCCGCAUGUUAUCAAGUGGGGAGGUGGUGGGGCUAACUCCGGUACAGCGCAAGGCCCAGCCUCGGCCAAUCAGACCAAGAGGAAACAGAAUCAGCAAUCCAAGGAGCCGUCCGAGCCGCCAACGCCGACUGCCUCUAGACAGGUGUCCUUUAGCGGCAACAGAUCUUCCGGUGCCUAUACACCCCUCGUUGUAUCCGGUAAUAGUCCACCACGUGGUGAACCGAUCUCCCUGGCAACCUUGGAUCGAGACUGCUUCAUUAUACCACUUGCGUCAUUGGAAAGAUUUUUACCAGCUGGCGUACCGAGCGCACCAAUAGCGGACAAGAAAAGAUCGGGCAGCCCACUGUCGAUUCUCGAGGUCGAGGACCCAAAGCAAUGUGUUCUUGUCCAUUUCAUGACACCGUUGGAACCCUUGGAUCCAUUGGUAGAGUCUCCUGUUUCACGGCCACUCGUACUGCAACGCGACACCGCCGCGGAACUUGUCGCUGAAAUAGCCCCUUCCGCCUCCCAAAGUAUUUUACUCACGAACAUGGAAAAGAACGCGGAUUUCCCGUUCAUAACGUACUAUCUAAUAAAUAAGCAGAACACGGAUCCUCUAGAUUUUUACAACGAGGUUCAAUGCGCGGCCUUGAGGAAGUUCGAUCCGCGUGACCUCAGAUACGCGGCCAGCCAUACUUUGGAUCUGUUCAACGAAGUAGCGACGAUAGCCAGACCACCGUUGGAACCACCCGGUGGGAGACCACCUAUUCCGUCCACCGGCUACAUAGUCUCGAUCUUCAAAGUAUUUGAGGGUGACGACGGUCUCAAGUUCGAGCAAAAUUGGCUCUAUUGGAGCGGUGCCCGAAUGAUGUACCGAUAUCUACCGAAAUCGGUAGGCCUAAGGCGUAUAACUCUUCAUAAGUCGAUGUCACAGGGUGACAAGAUGUAUCUACUGAUCUGCGAAUGUUCGCAACUGCAAGACAAUCUAUCCGCGGCGGCGAUAUUGCUGCCGGCAUUGCGCGCUCGAUUAUGCGGAUACAUCGGCCUUUACAGGCCUUCCGUAUGCUUCUGAUUUCCUCAGAAAUGCUCGACGUUGUAUAUCAUACGCAGGGACGUAACUAGGUGAGCCAAAAAAAAAUGAUGGGUGCUGAAUUAUCGGGUUCGGCUCUGCGUAUAAAACAAGAGCGAUCGAAUAUUUGAAUGAACUUGAAUCUCUCUCUCUGUCUCUCUUUUUCUCUCUAAUAGAUCUUUAUCAAUUUUUUUCAAAAAUAUUACUGCGGUAUUAUCGAAGGUACGGAGCUAUCUCUCGGUGAUAUCUGUAUAUACUAAUAAGAAUUGUACACAACAAGAGUGUACCAUUCGGCAUAUCUACAUUCUUUUAGAAUGCUAACAAUUCUUUUUCUUUUCACUAGAAACUUAUCCGAUUUUUCUAGUAUCGUUCGAGAUCGUACGAGAGAAUGCAGAGACGAGGUUCGUAGUUUAAAAAAUUUCUUAUAAAGUAUGGUCUUUAUCGCUCCGUCGGGUAACUCGAAGGAAAGAGAGGGAAAAUGGAACGUCGAAGAGAUCUUUCGAUGCGCUAAAAAAGAAAAAGAAAAAGAAAAAGAAAAAAGGAGGAAGAAAAAAGGAAAGAAAGGAAGGAAGAAAGAAAGCGUAGAAAAUCAAUACUUCGCACGUAUUCGCUUCGGACGAAAUUUGAGGUAAAAAAAUAAAAAAUGAAAAAAAAAUUACUUAAAAAAAAAAAAAACAGAAAAGAAAAAGAAAUCUCAAUCUCUAUCGUCUGCGCUCGCCUAGUUACGCCAACUGGCCAUUUGUAUUUUUCGAUUUUAUAACAUGAUCAUAGAGCAAUACCAUAAUCGGCUGAUCCGUUCGUCGAACAAGCCGAUUUAUGUUGAACGCAUAUACGUAUACAUAUAAUUGACAAUUAUACGAGAAAAUAAGAAAGAAAGGAAGAAAGAAAAGAAAAAGAAAGAGGAAAAAAAAAGGAAAAAAAAAAGAAAAAAGAAAAAAGAAAGAAAAACACUUUUAUUACUACCGAUUUAACACGCUAAUAUUAACAUAUCAUACUCGAUAAACUGUGAUACUCGAACGAGCAACGGGAUAUAUCACAAUAACGAUGGCAUAGAGAAUCUUCUUUUCGAAUUUAUCUUGGGAAAAAAAAAAGAGAAAAAAAGAAAGAAAAAAAAAAAGCGCUAGGAAACAUGACACUAAUAGACGUGCACUAGACAUCACGUAGAAGCUCGAACGAAGUUUAGAUAAAUCGUGGGCAUUUUUAGAAGAACGCCGAUAUUUAAUUAAUUAACAUGAAAUAUUCGACUUUAUACAUUAUUAUCAUUACGAUCGAAAUAAUAAACGAUACCAGAGAAUCGCGGGACAAUGAUCGACAAAAUGGCGGGUCGCAACUAUCGAUUGGUUCGACUAUCGAUGGUCGUAAACCCGCGCGAAAUUUAAAUUUUCCCCCCUCGUACUUCGAAUCAUAACACGCCUGUCUCUUAUCGCUCAAGAAAAAGAAAAUUAAUAAAUAAAUAAAUAAAUAAAUAAAUAAAUAAAUAAACGAGGUGGGAAGCUUUUAAAGAGAACAUUUUUUUAGGGGCGUACCUACUUACGUAGUCUUUUUAGACGAAAUAAGAGUAGUCGUAAGUCGGCAUUGUAGUACAAAAGGUUUAAAAAAAAAAAAAAAACGUAUAGUCAAUAUACGCUUGUUGCAUACUGACAAUAGCUAGGACGAGUUGCGCAGGCGCGGUUCGUCACACUUUAUCUUAGAUUUUUAUUAAAGCUCCGAUUUAAGAGUAGGGGAGGAGGUAGGGUGGGGGUAAUAAUGAUGAUGAUGAUGAUAAUGACGAUGAUGAUAACAAUGAUGAUGAUGAUGAUGAUGAUAACGAUGAUGAUGAUGAUGAUGAUGAUGAUGAUGAUGAUGAUGAUGAUGAUGGGGAAGAGGGGAGAAAAAGAAAAAAAUAACCCACAAGAAAUAAAAAAAGUGCGGAGAAAAUAAGCGGAACAAGAACAAGCCCUUAACUUUUAAGGUUAACAUUCGACUUUACUGUGAUCACAUGCGUCGUUUAGUCGUUCAUCGAUACGAUUAACAUACUCGAGGUCAAGAUAAUGCUCAUACUCGAUCAUCGUGUCGAUGAGUUAUCGACAGUAAGAAGAAAAAAGAGAAAUAAACGAGUAAUUCGGGUUUCCUCGGCUGCACGAUUUUGUUAAAAAAAAAAAAAGAAAAAAAAAGAAAAAUAAAAAAAAAAGAAGACAAAGGGGUCACUCCUUGCUUCGAAAACGGAGCAUCGCCACUUUUUCAGGGUUUCACAUGCGCGAUUUUACCGAUAAUCUACGAAACUUUCUUAUAUCUAUCUAUCUAUCAAUCAAUCUCUUCUUUUGAUUGUCAUUCCUUUACCAAAAAAAAAAAAAAAAGAAAAGAAAAAAAACAGCCAACGUGGUACGAUGCUUUAACGAGCGAAACGAGAUCUUACAGCACGUCGAUACUUAUAAGAUCAAUGACGAUAAAAUUUAUUAUAUAUCAUGUACAACGAAUACGAUGAGAAAGAUGCUAACAAUAAAUUACUUCUAACAUUAUUCCCAAAA
This is a messenger RNA of Vespula pensylvanica (western yellowjacket), 5206 nucleotides long. RefSeq lists its product as uncharacterized. The record is from RefSeq and is a predicted model, not a curated record. The coding region runs from base 1245 to 2702 and encodes 485 amino acids. NCBI's taxonomy places the organism in Eukaryota, Metazoa, Arthropoda, Insecta, Hymenoptera, Vespidae. The transcript has 5 exons.